CAAAUUAAAUUUCUGAUACAUUUACCUAGAAUAAAUGAAGAAUGGAAGAUUUCUACGGUCAGGUUUCCCUUAGUUACAUGUCGAGGGAUUACUGCUUCGGCGACUUUCCUUGAGUUCAUAGCUUGGGAAGUUGCCUCGAUUUCACUUGAAGUCGCUGAACAGAUUUGUUUGGAUCUAACGACAACGAGCGAACAUGUCCGGCCUGAAUUCGCUGUUCAAUCGAGCUACUUUUGGAACGAGAUGCAAGACAUGCUUGAAUUUGGCCAUCUCACGAAUCAAGCUACUUCACAAUAGGAGAGAGCUUCAACUGAAAAAUAUGCGUAAAGAGAUUUCCCAGUAUCUUCAGACCGGCCAAGAAGCCAUUGCUCGGAUCAAGGUGGAGCAUGUCAUUCGUGAGCAGAACAUAUCAUCUGCUUAUGAGAUUCUAGAGCUGUUCUGUGAAUUUCUAAUUGCACGAAUCCCUAUUCUUGAAGUCCAAAGGAAUUGCCCUUCAGAGUUGCUGGAGGCUGUUGCUAGCAUCAUCUUUGCUUCACCAAGGUGCUCAGAUGUUCCAGAGUUAUUGCAGGUCCGUAAUUUGUUUACAACAAAAUAUGGAAAAGAUUUCGUUUCAGCUGCUGCAGAGCUACGGCCAGAUAGUGGUGUUAACCGAGCUGUAAUUGAGAAACUCUCGGUGGCAGCUCCACCAGUUGAUAGAAUACUUAAGGUUUUGAAGGAGAUUGCUUAUGAGCAUAAUCUUGAUUGGGACUCAUCAAGCACUGAGAAAGAAUUUAGCAAAAAGCACGAGGACUUGCUGGAUGGCUCAAUCCCCAUGCUUACCGAGGUCGCUCCAUUAAGCAACCCAACAAAUAUUUCAUCACCAAAGAUUGGGCAGCUUGAGCCUAAAGAGCAUAAUAACCCUGCUUCCAGGAGAGAAUCCCCAUUUUCUACCCCGAAGAACAUAGCGCCAAAAUCCAGCGAUAGUCAACGGCCAUCAGAUGCUAUGGAGAGAGCAAAAGCAGCACUCGCCACAGCUGAGCAUGCUUUAGCUGCUGCACGAGCUGCAGCUGAGCUCAGCAAAGUUAAAUUAUUUACUCAGGAAAGUCCCAAACAAAGUGAUUAAUUAGCUUUUAAUUCUCUGUAAAACGGUUGACGUAUAUAUUUUUCUUCUCCUUCUCUCUUCGCUAUGGACUGUAGGUGUUUUUUUGACUGAAAACAGGAAAAAAAAAGGGUAGUUUGACGAGUUUCUUAAUAUGUUUGCCUUGUAA
Dendrobium catenatum is the source of this 1244-nucleotide messenger RNA. RefSeq names its product IST1 homolog. NCBI's taxonomy places the organism in Eukaryota, Viridiplantae, Streptophyta, Magnoliopsida, Asparagales, Orchidaceae. The transcript has 6 exons. Gene Ontology annotation, biological process: protein transport. The record is from RefSeq and is a predicted model, not a curated record. The coding region runs from base 194 to 1099 and encodes 301 amino acids.